This is a messenger RNA of Trichogramma pretiosum, 2961 nucleotides long. It is a transcript of the gene Amt, whose product is annotated as putative ammonium transporter 3. Gene Ontology annotation, biological process: ammonium homeostasis; ammonium transmembrane transport. Bases 576 to 2129 code for a protein of 517 amino acids. The transcript is spliced from 11 exons. Gene Ontology annotation, cellular component: membrane. The record is from RefSeq and is a predicted model, not a curated record. Gene Ontology annotation, molecular function: ammonium channel activity. NCBI's taxonomy places the organism in Eukaryota, Metazoa, Arthropoda, Insecta, Hymenoptera, Trichogrammatidae.
AAUAAAUAUAAAAAAACGUGUUUUAUUCGAUUCGCAAAAAAUUCGAAUGGAAAAAAGAAACGAAGAAGAGUAUACUAUAUAGGAAUGACGCUUUUGAAAUAAUGAAUGAAAAAGAAAAAAGAAUAACGAGAAGGGAGUAAAUAAUGAAAAAAUGUUUACAAAAUGACACAAUGAGAAAAUUACUGUAACGGCUGGUUGUGGGCCAAUAAAAAAAAUGUUCAAAAAAACCUCAAAAAAAAAACUGCCAAUGGAUCUCUCUCUGCGCGUUCUCGUAUGCGCUUUUCUCUUCACCCGACCUUGUCCGAAUCCUCCGUAGUAGCUCGUCGCCGCGCGCACGACAGAAUUAUCUCUAUAUUUAGCAAAAGGGUACUAGUAAGUAACUUUACAUCGAACGCGAUGCGCGCCUGAUUACCUUUUUAAGUUCUUUCAUAAUUAAUUUGUUUUGCACAACAGCAGCGCAGGCACGUCAUCGAUAUGUCCGCGACUGCCUCGUUACCUUUCAUUCUCUCUCUCUCUCCUUUUUUUUUUUUUCAAUUUUCCCUACACCCAACAUUCGUCAGUUGCCUAUUUCCAUCAUGAGCAAUGACACGACGACGAACGUCUCGACGGCGAGCCUGCCUUACGUUAUCUCGGCGUUCAAGCUCACCCAGGAAGACAGCUCUUGGAUCGUCUCCAAUGCCUUUAUGAUAUUUACUAUGCAAACAGGAUUCGGAAUGUUGGAGUCCGGCUGCGUGUCGCUGAAGAACGAGGUCAACAUCAUGAUGAAGAACGUGGUGGACAUCGUCCUCGGCGGCUUCACCUACUGGAUAUUCGGCUUCGGCAUGAGCUUCGGCAAGUACGAGCCCAGCAAUCCCAUUAUCGGCAUGGGCAAUUACAUGGUCGACCCGAAGUUCAACGAUCCGCUGUUCGGGCCGAUCUGCGCGAGUUUUCUCUUUCAGCUGAGCUUCGCCACGACCUCGACGACGAUCGUCAGCGGCGCCAUGGCCGAACGAUGCAACUUCAAGGCCUACUGUCUGUUCUCGUUUCUCAACACGAUCGUCUACUGCAUGCCGGCCGGCUGGGUCUGGGGCGAUCACGGCUUCCUGCAGAGGAUGGGCGCCGUCGACAUAGCCGGCUCCGGGGUGGUCCACCUCGUCGGCGGAAUUUCCGCUCUAGCCUGCGCGAUGAUGCUCGGACCGAGACUCGGCAGAUACGACCACGGCAUCGAUCCCCUACCCCUCGGCAGUCCCGUCAACGCCCUGCUGGGCCUCUUCGUUCUCUGGUGGGGCUGGCUGGCCUUCAACAGCGGCAGCACCUACGGGGUGAGCGGUCAGCGCUGGAAGUACGCGGCGAGGGCCGCUGUAACCACGGUGCUGGCCAGCAUGGGCGGCGGCCUCGUCGGUCUCGGCUUCAGCCUCUGCAAUCCCAAGGGCGUCGACAUACUCAGCCAGAUCAACGGCAUACUCGGCGCCCUCGUCGCCGUCACAGGUGGUUGCUUUUUGUAUCGACACUGGGAGGCCGUACUUGUGGGAAUGAUCGGUGGCUUUCUCGCUUGCUUCACCAUGCCUCUGUUCGAUAAGGUCGGCAUCGACGAUCCCGUUGGCGCGUCCGCCACUCACGGCAUCAGCGGCUUUUGGGGCGUCCUGGCCAUUGGAAUAUUCGCGGAAAAUCCCUUACCACUCGACACGACCAAGGGUCGAAGCGGAGUGCUCAAGGGCGGUGGUUGGGAGCUUUUGGGAGUUCAAACGCUGAUGGCCGUCAUCCUGGCGGUCUGGAGCUUUCUCACGUCCGUGAUUCUUCUAUGGCUAAUCGACAAAAUCAUACCGAUAAGAAUGGAGCCGCACGAGGAGCUGCUCGGCGCCGAUCUCGUCGAGCAUCACAUUCGCCACGCCAAAAUUGGCGUGAGUCAGGCGAUAUCCGCCUUACAUACGAAAAAGGGCCUGGCCGACGUUCCGUCGAUCGGCACGAACCCAGGUCACGAAUCGUUUUUGAAAAAAAUGAUCCGCACCAAGCGCUUGAGCAACGGGCUCAAAUUUUUACGACAAUUGCCGCAAACGAUCAAAGAGGAGAAACUUCAGAAAGACAACGUCGAGGCCGCUAUUUCGACGGUCGACGAUCAUUCCUCGUCUAAGAUAGCGUGGACCAAUUGAUUAUUGGAGAAAAAAAGUACAGUAAUAGCAUGCCGCGCAAUUCGUUAAUCGAUAAUUCAGCUGCUAAUUUAAACAAAAUUCUUAAAAUUAUCCUAACACAAAUUAUUAUUAUUAUUCUAAAUUGAUAUGACGAAUACAAUCAUUUCAAAGUAAAUUAUUCUAGUGAUUAUCUAUGUGUAUUUACAAUUUUCGACAAUUCAAGCUAUACAAUGUUACAUUUUGUGUAAUAAAAUAUUUAAAGCAUUUUACAAUCGUUUAUCAUAAGACAUUUAUAAUCAGUUAUUUGUAAUUUUUAAUUAUGCAUUAUAUUUAUUAUAUAUUGCAAGAAAAUCACAUUUUCGACGGUUUUCAAUUUACUAUCCUGUAUGAAAAUUUCAUAGAGUCCAUCUACUUUGAUUUUACGUUUAUUGGUUCGGUUUUUUAAUCGAUUAUAAUAUUAUUGUAUUGUUCUAACAAGUUUCUAAAUUAUUAAUUAAACAUUACUUGCAAUUUUUUCUGUAAUUUUUUUGGGAACUGAUUUUUUAAUCAGCUAAUAAUUGUAGUUUUUGACGGAUUCUACUUUUAUAUUUAAAUUACAAUGCAUAAUUAAAAUAAAAUUCAAUAAUUGAUGAAAUUUUUAGUUAUAGUUUUGGGCAUUACAUAAGGAUUAUUGUAUAAUUACUACAAAAAUCGACUUGGAAACUUUGUUGCAAAGUUUUCACUUACAGUUGUUUGCUACUGAAGGAACUUGUCCGUGCAAUUUCUACUAACUGCUAAUACACGGACACACACACACUCACACAUACAGGAAAUUAAUGUUUUCUUUGCGCUUCAAACGACAAAUUUUGAAAGA